GAGGAGCUCGCGCAGUACCUUUGGUCCAUCAGAGGAUUCAUGUGGAGUUAAGCCGUUGGAAAACUUUUCCUACUGAGAUAUCCAUGACAUUUCCCAGAUUACACUGACUCCAUUGGCCGGUGAAGCGCCCAACCCUCCCUGGCGUUGGUAGCUAAUUCAGCCUGCACGCUUUUAAAAGUGGUACCUUCGGAUGGGCCCCAGCCAUUAAUCUGGGGAGAGUGAGAGUAUUCCAAGAAUCAGACCAUGUUCAAGGCAGUGCUGAAGAAGAACAGAGACGGAGGGAAGGGGAGCAAGAAGGAACCAACAAGUAUUCAACUUCUUAUUCCUGUGGCAGACAAUGAGGAAGGGGUAACUGGGAGUGCAUCAGGGGCAGGUAAGUUAGGGGCAGGUAUUUUGGCCUCAUGUUCUGGCAGCAAGUCAUCUGGAGACUGAGGUGGUGUGUUGCCUGAUAGGUAGGUCUCCAUUUCAACUGUUCUCUUUAAAAAUUCUGUCUUCUAUUCUGUCAGUUGCAUUUCCAUUGCCUUCUCUUGCUUCUUUGUUCUCACUUUGUAAGCUCAGAGAUAGAUUUCACUUCUCCCUUCUCUUUUUUCUUCCAGUAUCUCUCCCUGUCAUUUUGCAGAAGUUCCUGGUAUCGUAUAGGAUUUUUUAAACAUUUUGUUUCUAUCACAUUUCAGGUAAGACCUAGAUGCAGACAGUGUCGAAGGAACAAAAGUGUAUUACUAAUACAGGGGCAGGCAAAACGACAGGUCAAGGGCAGGCAGAGCGGGUGAGCUCCAUAUUGCACAGCGAAGGUGCCUGUCUGGCGGAGGUGCCCCCCAGACACAUGAGCCUGGGGGCCUCCACCGCCCCUACUCCCCAGAGGAUGUGUUCAGACUGAGCCUGGCCAAGGGAGUGUCCAUGUCUCUGCCCUCCUCACCCUUGCUGCCUCGCCAGUCCUACAUGAUGCCCUCGCGCUCUAGCAAGAGAUCCCCAGGUCCAAUCAGGAAGCCCAAGUAUGUGGAGGGCCCUCGUGUUCCUGGAGACGCCAUUAUCUCAGAGCUGAGGAAGGUGGCUGAUAGCAAGACAGAGUCCUCUCACAAUGCAGCGCUGCAAGCCGAGAAAGAGCCAAGCUCCUCCUCCUCCCCUGCCACUCAGGAGCUGAUGACAAGGCUGGGCUUCUUACUGGGAGAAGGGAUCCCAGGCACAGCUCGCAUACCUAUGGAAGACAAGAAUGAAAAGAAGUGCUCAGUGACUAGUCAUGGUAUCAGUCCCUGCUCCAGUCUGACCAGUAGCACGGCGUCCCCCUGCACAGAGAGCCCGUGCUCCACCCUGAACAGCAACGCCAGCCACAGCCUCAGACACAGCAGCAGCGGUCACAGCAAAACUCCUCUGAGUCACUCCAGCCCCUGUGGAACCAUUGCCAGCCCCAGCUCCACGCUCGAGAGCAAGGACAGCGGGAUCAUAGCCACCAUCACAAGCUCCUCGGAGAAUGACGACCGCAGCGGCUCCAGCCUGGAAUGGAGUAAAGAUGGCAGCCUGAGGAGCAGCGGGCACCAUGGCCUGGUGCCCAGCGUGCGGGCCGAUACGUGCUCUCCCGUGGCGGAGGAAGACCCCAGUGGGCCCCCAGAGACCCCCACCCCAUCUAGGACAGAGCACCCCACAGGCUCCACAACGGGGGCUGGAGGAGGAGCAGCAGUAGGACCAAGCCACCCACCAGAGGGCCCCGUUCCAUACCCCACAGCACACACCUCCUUGUCCCUCAUGUUGCCGCGGCCGAACUCUGUUGCAGCCACCAGUUCCACCAAGCUGGAAGACCUGAGCUAUCUUGAUGAACAGCGUAAUACUCCCCUGCGGACGUCCAUUCGGCUGCCCUGGCAUAACACAGGUGGGAGGGCACCACAAGACUCCAAAGCACGCUUCGCUCCCUACAAGACGGUGGACAUCAUGCUCAAGCCGCUGCUGUUCGAGGUGCCCAGCAUCACCACAGACUCUGUGUUUGUGGGCCGCGAUUGGCUCUUCCAGCAGCUGGAGGACGUUCUGAAGGGCGACGGUUGCGAGGAGUGCCGCGGCGCCGUGGUUGUGGGCAAUGUGGGCUUCGGCAAGACGGCCAUCAUCUCCCGCCUGGUGGCGCUCAGCUGUCACGGCGGCCGCAUGCGGCAGAUCGCCUCUAACAGUCCCAGCUCAUCGCCCAAAAAUGGUGGAGACCCCCAGAGCACUGACCUCCCCCUCAGCCAGCCCCCUCAGCCCACCCCUCCACCCAGCGCCACCAACACCAUGCGGAACAACAGCUGUCCCGGCACCCCUGAGGUCCAGAGACGCAAGGAGGAGGCCGUCAAACGCCUGGCCACCAAGGUGGUUGCAUAUCACUACUGCCAGGCUGACAACACCUACACCUGCCUGGUCCCAGAGUUUGUGCACAGUAUCGCUGCCCUGCUGUGCAGAGCGCACCAGCUCACCGCCUAUAGAGAGCUGCUGCUGAAGGAUUCCUAUCUACAGAGCAUGCUCAGUCUGCGCUCCUGCGUCCAGGACCCAAUGGCAGCCUUCCGCAGGGGUGUGUUGGAGCCACUGGCCAACCUCCGCAAGGAGAGGAAGAUUCCAGAAGAAGACAAUAUCAUACUGAUAGACGGGCUAAACGAGGCAGAGUUCCACAAGCCUGACUACGGAGACACCAUUGCCUCCUUCAUCACCAAGAUAAUCUCCAAGUUCCCCUCCUGGCUCAAACUUGUUGUUACUGUCCGAGUCAACCUACUGGAAGUCACCAGCCUCCUCCCCUUCUCCAAGAUCUCCCUGGACGAUUUCCCAGAGAACAAGGAAAUCAACACGGACCUCAAUGCCUACAUCCAGUACCGAAUCAACGGCAGCAAAGACAUCAUGAACAACAUCUCCCUCAAUGGCAAGGCCGACCCCAUCAUUGUGGGCAAGGUGAGCAGCCACCUGAUCGCCCGCAGCCAGGGCUCCUAUCUGUACCUCAAACUGACCCUGGACCUGUUUGAGAGGGGCCACCUGGUGAUCAAGAGCGCUAGUUACAAGGUAGUGCCCGUGUCGCUGGCCGAGCUCUACCUGCUGCAGUGCAACAUGAAGUUCAUGACUCAGUCUGCGUUCGAGCGCUCGCUGCCCAUCCUGAAUGUAGCGCUGGCGUCUCUCCACCCGAUGAUGGACGAGCAGCUGUUCCAGGCCAUCAACGCGGGUACCGUGCGCAGCGAGCUGCCCUGGGACGACUUCCAGCAGCACAUGGAGACGUUGUCCUGUUUCCUCAUCAAGCGGCGGGACAAGACGCGCAUGUUCUGCCACCCAUCCUUCAGAGAGUGGUUGGUGUGGAGGGCAGAUGGAGAGAGCACCAACUUCCUCUGUGACCCCAGGAGUGGACACGCACUCAUGGCCUUCAUGCUGUCGCGACAAGAGGGGAAACUGAACCGGCAGCAGACCAUGGAGCUGGGCCACCAUAUCCUUAAAGCACACAUCUUCAAGGGUCUGAGUAAGAAGACGGGUGUCUCUUCCAGCGUGCUGCAGGCCCUCUGGAUCAGCUGCAGCGCUGAUGGUCUCUCUGCAGCCCUGGCCUCUCUGAGGAACCUCUACACCCCCAACGUCAAGGUGAGUCGUCUGCUGAUGCUAGGCGGGGCCAAUGUGAACUACAGGACAGAGGUGCUGAACAACGGCCCGGUGCUGUGUGUCCAGUCCCACCUGGGCCACCAGGAGAUGGCUGGCCUGCUGCUGGAGUUCGGGGCUACCUUGGACGUGGUGUCCGAGAACGGCAUGAGCCCUCUCUGCUUCGCCUCGGCUGCCGGACACUUGGGUUUAGUCAGCAUGCUCUGCAAGAGAGGAGCCAAGGUUGACCAUGUGGAUAAGAGCGGUCAGUGUGCUCUGGUCCAUGCUGCUCUGAGGGGCCACCCUGGCAUCAUCCAGUACCUCUUGGAGCUGGAGUGGAUCCCCGAGGGCCAGCAGCAGAACUGCAGUCUGAAGAACAAGACCCUCCAGCAGGCUCUGAUCGCUGCCUCCAGCAUGGGACACACACAGGUUGUGAGAGGCUUGUUGGCGUUGAAUAACGAGCACGCUGUGCAAAUUGAUGGCCAAGACACUCUGUGGGGAGAAACCGCUCUGACGGUGUCGGCGGGCCGGGGGAAGAUGGACGUGUGUGGCUUCCUGUUGGAGCAGGGGGCUAUGGUGCAGCAGAUCAACCGCAGGGGGGUCUCACCUCUCUUCUGUGCUGUCAGACAGGGACACUGGCAGAUUGCAGAGCUGCUGCUGCAGCAUGGUGCUGACGUGAACAUCAGUGACAAACAGGGACGGACACUACUCAUGGUGGCGGCGUGCGAGGGCCACCUGAGCACGGCCGACUUUCUGCUGUCAAAGGGUGCGUUGUUGACAUCGAUGGACAAGGAAGGGUUAACGCCCCUGAGCUGGGCGUGUUUGAAAGGACAUAAGAACGUUGUGCAGUUUCUGGUGGAGAAGGGUGCGGUCAUAGACCACACGGACAAGAAUGGACGGACUCCACUGGACCUGGCCGCCUUCUACGGCGACGCGUCGAUCGUCCAUUACCUGGUGGAGAGAGGAGCAGUGAUAGAGCAUGUGGACUACAGUGGCAUGAGGCCGUUGGACCGGGCGAUUGGUUGUCGGAACACAUCGGUAGUGGUGACCCUGCUGAAGAAGGGGGCUAAACUGGGGAAUGCAGCCUGGGCUAUGGCCACAUCCAAGCCUGACAUCCUCAUCAUUCUCCUGCAGAAGCUUAUGGAGGAGGGCAACCUGCUUUACAAGAAGGGGAAGAUGAAAGAGGCAGCCCAGAGGUACCAGUAUGCUCUGAGGAAGUUCCCCAGAGAAGGGUUUGGCGAUGACCUGAAGGCCUUCAAAGAGCUGAGGGUGUCUCUGUACCUCAACCUCUCCCGCUGUCGCAGGAAAACCAACGACUUUGGCUUGGCAGAGGAGUUUGCGACCAAGGCCCUGGAGCUGAAACCCAAAUCGUACGAGGCCUAUUACGCCCGCGCUCGAGCCAAGAGGAGCAGCAGGCAGUUCACGGCAGCCAUGGCUGACCUGCACGAAGCGGCCAGGCUGUGUCCCAACAACCGUGAAAUCCGGCGGCUGCUGGCCCGUGUAGAGGAGGAGUGUAAGCAGAUGCAGCGCAGCACCACCCAGGGCAAACCGCAGGGGGCCACGUCCUCGUCAAACCAGGCCCCGGCCAACCACGACUCGGAACACAAACACGAGGAAGGGGAGGAGGAGGAGAUGUCGGGGCAUAGCAUGGCCAUCAGAGGUCUGGAUGGACAGAACACUCUGGGGAUGAAUGACGUGGAAGGGGAGGGAACUUUUCAGUCUCAACACUCAGACAGGAGAGGAGAGAGAGGUGAGCCCUGGACACAGAACAUCUACUCCAUCAAUAGAACUCUGCCUGACACCCUCAGCCUCACGACCCAGCAGAGCACCAGGCCUUGCUCUCCCCCCUCCGGGCCCUCAGGCCCUGGCAGGCUGAGUCACCACCAUUACCCUCCCCGGGAGCCCAGAGAGCCCACCAAGCAGGCCCAGAUAGUCAAAACCAACCAGCACAUGAGCUCCCUGCAGGCAGGAGGCCGCUCCUCCGGGGCCAAGUCCCAGUACGCCCCCUCCAGCCCCCUGCCCAGCCGACACAUGUCCAGCAUGCUGAAGCCAGGGGGUCUGGGCAUAGACAUCAGCCCUCUACCGCCCCCUCCUGACGAGCCCGUCUACGGGGAGCAACGCCUGUCAAUGGCUGCUGCCUCCCAGAACAUGGCUAUGGGCCACCACUGCGAAAGGGACAGCGAAUCCCUGCACUCUGCCCAGGCCACCUACUCCUCCCAGGACCGUCUGUCUGCCCACUCGGUGUCCUCCCUGGACGCUCAGACAUCAGGGUCUCCCCAGGACCCCCUCAAUGCUGCAGGGCCAGGCCAGGAGCGGAGGAAGGAGUGUGGGGGUAACGGGGUCUCCCAGGCACUCUCCCAGGGGGGAGACGGCAACAUCAAGGUGUCCAGCUCCACCAGCUCCCUGGCCUCCAGCAGUAGUCUGUCGGAGAGCAGCAAGCUGCAAGGCCCCGACGUACGCACCAAGACCACCACAGACAAGGCCAAGCAGGGCCAGGGAGGCAUGAGCGAGUGGAAACCCAGGCCCUUCAUGGGCAUCAUGGACAAGAAGGCACGCUUUCUUCAGCAGCAGCAGCAAAUGCAGCGGGAACUACUGCAGCAGGAACAACUGCAGCGAGAACAACUGCAGCGAGAACAACUGCAGCGGCAACAACUACAGUGGCAACAACUGCAGCGGCAACAACUGCAGCAGCAACAACACCACCCAGGCCUACAGCCCGCCACCGGAGCCCUCCGCAGCUGGCAGAGUCACUCCUCUGAGGGAUUAGUGUCCCACACCAUGACUGCCAUGGGCCUCCAGGCAGCAGGGGUGAACUGUGAGCUACCUUAUGCCAAAAUAGGGAGCACUUACCACGAGCAGCUCAAAGCUCCAUCUCAGGGUGCUAUGGGGAGCCUGCAGAAUGGAAUGCACUCAAAGGAAUUUGCAGAGAAGUUGUGCCAAACAUCCACCUGUUACAAGGAAUCCAAGCCAGCUCUGGCCAUGCCGUCGCACACUUUUGUGGACAGUAAGCCCAAGCAGCCAAGCUUAGUCCGAGAGAAUCCCGCCAUUCACGUAGCUUCAAUGAAACCAAAGCGAUCAUUCAUAGAGUCAAAUGUGUAGGAAUUUUUAUCUCCCCUCUCUCAACACACAGACAACGAGAUACAAAGCUGGCACGCACAUACAGACAACAUGCACAUUGCACACACCCACAAACACUUUACACACACACCUUUGCAAAAAUUCUAAGUGGAGAGAUAGUUUUUUAUGGGCUGGUAAAAAAUUAAGCAAUGUAAGUCAAAACUUUGAAAGAAGUACGCAAACUAUGUUUGUUCCCCCUGUGAAUAUCCGCCACAUGGAGCGUUUUGAUUGAAGCAGUAACAGAACAGAUGUAUUUCUUUCCUACUAUUGCGUACAGCUGUUUGCUUCUGUUACAGGAUGACAUGUUCCCUCUUAUUCAGCAAAUCUGGAGACAUUGCAGUGACAGCACUUUACGCAUUUACAUAGGCCUUUAAGUAAAGUGCUUAUACAACAUAUUAUAUUACAGUAUAAUGUUAUUACUGAAUUGUUCAGUGUUAAGUAUAAGACAAUAUUUGCAUCCAAAAUGGCACCCUAUUCGCUAUAUACCGUAAUGCACUACUUUUGGUCGAUCCUGGUCAAAGUAGUGCACUAUAUAGGGAAUAGGGUGCCAUUCUGGACAUAUCCAAUGGGAUUUGAACUGUGUUCAUUAUGUCAAUGGUGCUGAUGACAGAAUUACAGAGCUAUUUAGAAGAGCUGUAAGGAUAUGUUUGAGAUGGGCAUUCCUGUGUUCUAAGAAGGAUGUUGUAGAUCCUCACAUUGUGUAUAUAUAAAUAUAUAUUUUUCCUUCUUUUGAGUGAAGAUCAAUGUCAGUGUAAUGACUUAUCUGUAUGUUGAGGUUUAUUUGAUGCACAAUUUGGUUCCAACUGUGUUCAAGGUUCUGAAAAAUGUAUUUGUUUAUAUGUUUGUACAUUCUAUAAAUUGCCCGAUAACGUUAACUAAAUCCUCUCUGUAUCUG
Messenger RNA from Oncorhynchus keta (chum salmon), 7576 nucleotides. Its product is annotated as protein TANC1-like. Bases 898 to 6663 code for a protein of 1921 amino acids. Lineage: Eukaryota; Metazoa; Chordata; Actinopteri; Salmoniformes; Salmonidae. The record is from RefSeq and is a predicted model, not a curated record. The transcript has 28 exons. Gene Ontology annotation, molecular function: protein binding.